Messenger RNA from Linum trigynum, 4559 nucleotides. NCBI's taxonomy places the organism in Eukaryota, Viridiplantae, Streptophyta, Magnoliopsida, Malpighiales, Linaceae. The record is from the annotation of a GenBank genome assembly.
CGCACUUAUUAAGCAUGCUUGACAAAUGAUAUCGAUAUGAAACUCUCUGAAUGAGUUAGUUUGCUCGAAGCAAACAUAUUAAGGUUCUCGGGAACAUUGGUUUUCUGAAGUGAAGAGAGUUUGAUAAAAAUCAAUGGCAAUGACAGCCUUCCCUCUUUUCUCAGUGAUCCAUUCUCCAUUAUCAUUUCGCAAGCCGGACACAAAAUUUCGUUUUCUACGAGCCCAUUUUUUCUUCUUUCUUUUGACAAAAAAUUGAAAACACCAAAAUGUUCAUAAUUCUUGAUAAAUUAGAAGCACUUAAGUUUUCAUUUUCUUUCUCCCCAAAAAAUUAAAAGCAUAUAAUUUCCCCAUUCUUUACUCUCCAAAAAGUUGAAAACCCAAAAAUUUCUCUAAUUAUUUCUCUCUUCAUAAAAAAAGCAACAAAAUUUUCUGCCUUUUUCACUUCUCAUAAAUCAAAAGCACAAAAUUUUCCUCCUUUCGUUUCCAAAAAUAUGAAAUUAAAAAUUACAUCUUUUCUUGUUUCUUCUCAAAAAGUUGAAAACACAAUCUUCCUCCUUUUAAAAUAAUCAAUUUAUCAUAUACAUUUACUAUAAUUUAUUGCUAACUAUGUUGAAUAGUUAAAUUAACAAGAAUUUUAAUGUAUAUAUACAAUAUAAAUGUUAUACAUGGUUUUCUGUGUUAAAUAUUCAUUAUUAAUAUUGUCAUUAUGCUGUUUUUAUAUUUUAUAUUUAUUUUUAAAUUUUGUUAAAGAACUUUUUGUUCAAGUGAACUCAAUGUUUUCAUAUUUGCAAUUUUAUUAAAAAUACAUAUUCUCAACUGAAUUUUUUUGUGUUAAAAAUACGUAUUACUCAUUAUUAAUAUUGUUAUUAUGCUGAUUAUAUAUUUUAUAUUUAUUUUUAAAUUUUAUUAAUUUUUUUCCAAUUGAACUUAAUGUUUUCAUAUUUUCAAUUUUAUUAAAAAUACAUAUUUUUAAGUGAAUUUCAUAUCUUGAACUUCCUUUAAAAAAAGAAAAAUGAAUUUACCUUACUUUAAAACAAAAAAGUUAAUUUUGAAAGACUAUAAUUAUAUAAUAUAAUAUAGUAAUUGUUCAGGUCAAUCCGUUACGAGUUUAGUUGAGUUGCGGGUCAAUCAUGCUCGAAUAAAUUAUAUUACUGAUCAGUUAAGUUGCGGAUUAAUCAGGUUGAACGUCAAUCAGAUUACGAGCUAGACAUAAACACAUUAAUUUUAAAUUUUAAUCAAUUCAAAUUACAAUCGAGUUGCAAAUCGGGUUGAUCACGCGGACUACUCAAAUCGGGUUCUUGACACCUCCACAAGUACAACCAUGGAUUUCAUCGUAUCCUCUCCUCGCAAAAUUGCCAUGCCUUCGGAGCCCAAAACGGGCAAUCGCCCCCGACAAAACUAGUCCCGCUUCGGUGCUCCCAGCUCCAGGAACCAAGCUCUUCCCCUCAUAGGCUCCUACGAUUCUCACUACCCAUUACCUUCCUUCUUCUCGAUUAGGGUUCCAAUUCUGAACCUCUUCCGGACUUCUGGUUCAUCCGCUCAGUGCUCUAUUUCAGUUCCCGCAUUUGGGUUUCCAUUCUAGUUCCAAGGAUGGAGAUGGAGACCUCCAAAGACGGCGAUGCGCCGGUUGUGUUUCUCGACAGAACUGCUCGAGCUACCAGAGGCAAGAGGAUGACGAAACUACUUGACGAUGAAGCGGAAGAAGACGAAUUGUUCUGGAACCAGGACGCUCUCAAAGAGGAUGAAAAUGAUGACAAUUAUCAACAAGAGGCAGAGGCUCCGGAUGAGUUUGAUAGUGAUUUUGAUGACGAUGAGUCUGAGCCGGACGAUGAAGCAGAAAACGAGGCAAUGGAAAGGAGGCCACCAAAGAAGCGACUUAUAUUUCCUGGGAAGACUCUGCCAAAGAAGAAAAAGAAGAAGAAAGAUCUCUCAAAGCUGGAUGACGAGGCUGACCAGGAUGAAAAACCACCUGAGCAGUCUACCACGCCCGAGCAACAUGAUGUACCUGACGAGGUUGAAGGCGAGAGGGUUGUUAGGAAGUCAACGAGAACCUCAGUUAUUGUUAGACAAGCCGAGAGAGAUGCAAUACGUGCUGCUUUGGAGGCAACUAUGAAGCCAAUAAAACGAAAAAAGGAAGGGGAAGAGAAAAAAAUGUCACAAGAAGAAAUGCUUCUUGAAGCAGCCCAAACAGAGAUCAUGAAUUUGAGGAACUUAGAGCGUGUUUUAGCAAGGGAGGAAGAAGUUAAGAAAAGGGCUGUUGUGCACAAAGCAGUAUAUAGUGGCCCACAGAUUCGCUUUUCUUCCAAAAAUGGGUGUUCGUAUCUUGAAUUCAGAGGACUCUCAUUUCAUUCCCAACUGACAACAGCUCCUAUACAAUAUCCAGAGAAGGCUGCCUGUGUUGUAACAGGAUUGCCUGCCAAGUACCGGGAUCCAAAGACAGGGCAACCUUAUGCAACGAUUGAAGCUUUCAGAAUUAUUCGCCAACGUUUUGAGGAAGAGAAUGAGAAUGCUCUCGACAAGGAGAUGGACAUGGGAGCUCUGUUUGAUGCACUAAAGGGGAAAGGAUUCUCAGUCCGGAGGAGCCGAUCUCCGGUGUUGGCCAUAAAGAAGAUGACAAACUUCUCAUAUCUCGCUAUUCCUCGGAGAAUACCAACCAUUGAUUUUGAGGACUCAGAGUGAUCUUAGAACUACGUCAGGUGAGUUCUUGUGUAAACUCUAUGGAACCUAUUCUCUACAGCUUGGUACGAAUUGCAGUGGCUUCUGUUUCCAAUAGUUACAGCUUAGGAUUGAGCUGGGAGUUCUAUAUAGGCAAGGAAAAGCGCGUGAAUCAUAUUUUAGAUUUCAUUUUUAGCAGUUUGCUGUGUAAAUUAGACGAGUUAGGAGAUAUUCAACUCGCUUGUAAGAUCAAAAUCCCACCACUCCUUGAUUCAGAAGUCGACAGUGGCAUUUUCUCUGGAUUAAGAUUUCCACCUCUCACUGUGUUACUACGGACUAUAUCUUUUCUAGGACCAUAUUGGAUAUCGAAAUAGAAUUAUACUAUUGAGAAUUACUCGCCAUUUUUCCAUCACGUUUUGAGGCGAUGAUGAAUUUCUGCCACACUCCCGAUCACGGCGGAGGUAGGAUUUCAAAAUACAUGUGUUGUCUUUUUAACGGGAUGGCUCACAUUUCUCUAGAUUUUCUAUUUUCGCCCUAACUUAAAAUAUAAAUUUACUUAAUUUUCCUCCCUUAAAAACAAAUUAAAUAAAAAGUAGGGAUGACAAUCGAACCCAUGGUCGUGGGUAUCCGCCAUCUUCGACCCAGUUAACGCGGGGAAUCCCCGCAUUGACCGGGUAUGGGACGAGUAUGGGUAAAACCCGCAAACAACUUGAUGAGUAUGAGCCGGGUAUGGUUUUAGCAUCCCCGCCUCAUACCCAUACCCAAAUCCGCCCCAUGAAGGUAUUUUGCUAUGCGUAAAAAGCUAUAAAUAUAUUUUUUAGAAAUUAUUAUAGCAUGAAGGUAAUUAAAUAAGAAAAUAUAAUUAAAAUGUAAUUAUGUUUAUCAGAACCCUUGAAAUUUUUUAUCCUCUCAGCCGGCUACAGUUUACUUUCUCAAUUCCUCAAUGUCGCCGCCUUUCCUCUCCUGACUCCUGAAUCAUCUUGGAGACGAGUCAGACGACCACCUUACCAAAAUUGUUGAUGAGAUAGUAAUAGGUUUUGUCUAGUUUACAAGUUUAUGUUAACUAUUUACUAUAUAAAUGUGUUAGAUUCGAAGAUGAAUGUUUUGAUAUAAUAUUAUAUUUUCAUUUUGUUUUAUUGAUUAAUCAAUAUUUAGAAUUGAAUGCUUAUUCCUAUUAAGAAAUACUAUAACUAUAUUGAUUUCCGCUAUUUAUUAUGUAUGUUUUGUGUUUUAAUUGAAUACAUACAUGUUAGAACUUUAGAUAUAAUAAUAUUGUUUAUACGAUGCGAGUAUUACCCAUGGGUAUACGAAACCCAUAGGUAUGGGGAUGGGUUUGCAAAACCUCACUCCGCAUAGGUAUGGGGCGAGUAUGGGUUUGGGUAUUUGGUAAUGGGGAUGGGGAUGGUUUAGGCAAACCCGCCCCAUUGCCAUCCCUAAUGAAAAGUCUCUCCUUAUUCAUUUUUCUUCCAAAACAUACUAUCACAAUCCCGCAGCGGCGCAUCCACCAAUCCGACCACCAUUCACUAGUGGAACCUCCCUAGCGCCGUCGAUAGCAAAAGUAUCUGUAAUCGUGGAUAUUCGUUCAAAUCCGAUCUAAUAUGGUAGGGUAAAACUCGAACCCGAAAGAGUUUAGUGGGUACGGGUAAAACCCGAACCCGAAUAUUGCGGAUAAUGGGUCGAUAUAAUUUUCUCACUAUCCAACCCGAACCAGCCCGAUUAUACACAUGCAUAUGUAUUUUUUUGUCUAGAAAUAAUCAUUAAUUUUCUCUAACAUAUUUUAUAUUUAUCAUAUAAAUAUAAUAUUUUCAUAAAUUGUGUUGUUUUUAAUUAAUUUUUUUCAUUCUAGUGAAAUAUUGUCAUACUUUUCUACUUAUGUAAUGUUAGAAUAAGUGUGAAUGUUAACA